GUCGGCUGUUACAAGUUUCCCUGAAAUUUCAACAAGACUGAAGAUGUCAAAAUAUGUCUAAUUUGAAUGUAAUCAGCAGCGAUGAGGAUGAUAUAUGGAACUGCACAUCACAGAAACGAUUGUCACAGCCCAGAAAAGAUCCACACAGAAAGAAAAAAGUUAAAACGAAAACAGGUAUUAAACAUAAAAAUGAUGGAAAACCAAAUUUAAAAGCAGUAACCAAACGGCGGAAAAGCAGGCAGAAAUCUGGAGGCAGCAUAGCAAGCUCUCACAAGUUAGAUGGCAACGUUGCAGCAAAAAUUAAAGCAGAGAGGACACCUAGUAGAAAGAGUUUGGACCAGGAUCGGUCAGGUCGGUGUCCAGUGUGCCAGAUGCCAUUCACAGCCCUUUCGCUGGUAGAGACGCCCAGCUGGCACGUUAAUGAUUGUCAGCUCACAUUUUUCUCCACUGAAAAGGAUGAAAACAAUGCUGUGGAAUGUCCACAGGGGACAGAGUGUGGUUCUACUAUUGCAAGCCAUUACAAAAGGUUUAAACACACAGAGCUGGCCAGGUCCCUCCGUAAAAGCCAGUCCGAGGCUACCAGCUCAAGAGGAAUUGUUGAUUCCGCCAAGGUGAAACUAAACUUUGACAGUUGUAAUCAGCUGUUUUUACCAGGAGCGUCAGCUGAUUGUGCAAUCACUCUGGACACGACCAGUCCACUCUCUAGUUCACAAAGGUCAGGUGAUAUGUUAAUAGAUGAUAACCAUAAUGGUCUCAUAGAAUCUGACCAGGACAUGUUUAAAGAGGGUUUAGAUGAAGAAGUCCAUGAUAAAGCUAUCAGAAAAUGUGAGAAGAGUCUUGUAGGUGAAGUGAUACACAAAUCAAACAAACCAGAUGCAAAGGGUGACAGUCUUUCUAAUGGUAUUAUUUGUGCAAGCAGUCAAAGCUGUCAAGAGUCCUAUGUGCCAAAAAAUAAUGCUGGAAAUACAGAAAUGGAGAGUUAUGAAUCCUACAGCAUUAGCUCCCAAUCAGAUGACGAAGGUUAUGAGGAAUUUGUCGAAGAAUCUGAAACAAUAAUUUCUGAGAAGGAAACAGGAGUUUCAGAGAAAAGCGUGUGCAAUAAGAAUGAUAUAAUAAAGCAAAUGUUUGACAGUGAUAGCCAGUCUAAAGAUGCUGCUGAAAAUCGGCAUUUUAUUUUCAAUGAAAAUAAGGAAUUCAUUGCAACCAAAUUGACUGACCAUUCAAAUGCAAUAAACAGUUUAGAUAUAGAUGUAAAGCUGGAAGAUGCAGGUAAUGUUUCUAUAAAUUCCCAAAGCUUUAUUAAAAAAGUGCAGUUUGAUGAACUGAUUGUAGUCAGCAGUUGUGACAGCAUAGAUGACAUUAAUGAUCUUGAUGAAUCCAAAACACUUAGCCAGAUGCUGCUAGAAUCAGAAGAUGAACAACUAAAUAUUGCCAAAGAACCUGUUAAGCAUUCAGAGGAAGAAAUACAGAAUGAUGAACCUAGCAGUGCUAUAAAGAGUCUAAGUGAGGACUCUGACAGUGACGAUUUGGACAUCUUUAAAAACACGCUAACUCAGUCAUGUUUUCUAAAUAGUAAGAUCCAACAAACUGAUGGACAGUCUUCAAAGAAGAGUAAAGGGAAAGAUGAUCCCAUUCCUUUAAGUUAUACUGUGACUGUCUCUGAAAGAGCUGCUGAUGAAGAAGCCAGAUGUGUUGAUGAAAUUAAUGUGGUGGACAAUGCGAAUGGUUUUUCUGAAGAUAACGAUUAUUUAAAUGAAAAUGAUAAUCAGUAUAAAAAGAAAAGUGAAGAAAAUGAAUCUACAACAGAUUCUGAUAUUGGCUUUUUUGCAAAGAAAAUGUGUAAGCCUUUGCCAACAGAUAGUGAUACUAAUGAUGUUAAUGCAUUAAAACCUGAUGGAAUCAGUGCAAGCAAACAGUGUGAUCUUGGGGAAAGUACAAGUAACCAUACUGUGAUAGAUACUGACAUGUAUUCCAACAUUAAAUCCAAGUCUUCGAAGAUAACUCAUAAGCCUAGAACUAAUAAAAAUUGUCGAGGAAAAGUUGUUGAAUCUGAAAAGAAAUCAAUAAGUAAAGCUAGUGCUGAAAAUAUGAAUAGAUCUCGAAAACGAAAAGGAGAAGCAAAACAUUCUCGAACUGUUAAAACUGAAAAGAAAAGUAAGGUUAAAAGAAAGUUAGAUAAUCACAAUCAGAAAGACAUAUUGACUUUUUUUAUGAAUGUUAAUAAGGAGGAUAUAACUAUAAUUUCGGAGAGCAGUAGUGGUGAAGAUACUGGAAUGUUUUAUGGUAAAACUUACUGUUGUAGUAAGUGUCUAAAUGACAGAAAAGGACCGGUGAUGAAAAUAAUUGACCAGGACAGCCCAUGUUCAUGCAGUCAAGAACUUGAAUCAGUGUCAGGACAGGGUGACAAGGCAGUUGGUAUUACAAAUAAUGAUGAAAUAGACAAACAAACAUUUAUUCCUUUGAAGUCUUCAUGUAAAACACCGACAGUGUUCACAGAUGACAACUCAAUGUGUAGUGGCAACUCUUUGGAUAAACAAAAAAGAAGGCCUGAAAGUAGUCCCUCCAGGCAAAAUUCUAGGUCUCCAGCGUCCAAUUUGCAUGAAAUCAGUUGCUCAGGGCAAAGUUCUAAAUCUCCAGCAAAUACUUCACAUGAAAGAAGUCACUCAACCCAAAGAUCUAAAUCUCCGGCAUUGCAUUGGCCGGAAAGUGCAAAUUCGAGGCAAAGUUCUGAGACUACGGAGUUUGAAAUUGGAAACUUUUGUACUGUAUCACAAACUACUUACAGGAAUUUACAACUGAAUAGCACUUUAUCACAAACUACAUUUGCCAGGCUUGAUGGUGGUUUUAUACCAGACGAUAAUGAUGGUGAAAUAAAUGAUGAUUCUAUGACAGAUGUGAUUACUUCUGAUGAUGUUGCUGGGGACACCGCUGGUGAAUCAGGGAUUUCUUCAAGUGAGCAAAACCCAAGUGUCUUGCUGAACUACAUAACUGGGAAGGUUUCUGUAAUAGCGAAAAAUGCGGCGGACAUUUUAAUAGCCAGCAGUAAAUUCCUGUAUGGUCAAGGAGCUAGUUCACAGUCAGCCCAGAAUGCAAAAACAGUUAACGAGGUUUUAAUGACUACAGCUAGAAAUCUUCCAAAGUUGAUUGUUGGACAAGACAAUGGCCAAAAAAACCUAGUGCUGGUUCCCGAAAAGGAUAUCAAAAGCAAGGGGAUGGCAAUUCUGAUUUCUUCCCGAGUUGAUGAUCCAGCCCGGUACAAUCUUCAGUUAACCUUCGUAACAUUUCAUUUUAAACCCAGAAUUAUUCUGAAGCCAAGAAAAGAUUCACGCAGAAAGAAAAAAGUUAAAACCGAAACAGUUAUUAAACAUGAAAAUGAUGGAAAACCAAAUCUCAAAGCAGUAACCAAACGACGGAAAAGCAAGCAGAAAUCAGGAGGCAGCAUAGCAAGCUCACACAAGUUAGAUGGCAACAUUGCAGCAAAAAUUAAAGCAGAGAGGACACCUAGUAGAAAGAGUUCGGACCAGGAUCGGUCAGGGCGGUGUCCAGUGUGCCAGAUGCCAUUCACAGCCCUUUCGCUGGUAGAGACACCCAGGUGGCACGUUGAUGAUUGUCAGCUCACAUUUCUCUCAACUGAAAAAAAUGAUAACAAUGCUGUGGAAUGUCCACAGGGGACAGAGUGUGGUUCUACUAUUGCAAGCCAUUACAAAAGAUUUAAACACACAGAGCUGGCCAGGUCUCUCCGUAAAAGCCAGUCCGAGGCUACCAGCUCAAGAGAAAAUGUUGAUUCCGCCAAGGUGAAACUAAACUUUGACAGUUCUAAUCAGCUGUUUUUACCAGGAGCGUCAGCUGAUUGUGCAAUCACUCUGGACAUGACCAGUCCACUAUCUAGUUCACAAAGGUCAGGUGAUAUGUUGAUAGAUGAUAACCAUAAUGGUCUCAUAGAAUCUGACCAGGACAUGUUUAAAGAGGGUUUAGAUGAAGAAGUCAAUGAUAAAGCCAUCAGUAAAUACAAGAUGAGUGUUGUAGGUGAAGUGAUACACAAAUCAAACAAACCAGAUGCAAAGGGUGACAGUCUUUCUACUGGUAAUAUUUGUGCAAGCAGUCAAAACUGUCAAGAGUCCCAUGUGCCAAAAAAAAAUGCUGGAAAUAUAGAAAUGGAGAGUUAUGAAUCUUACAGCAUUAGCUCUCAAUCAGAUGAUGAAGGUUAUGAGGAAUUUGUUGAAGAAUCUGAUACAAAAGUUUCUGAGAAGGAAACAGGAGUUUCAGAGAAAAGCGUGUGCAAUAAGAACGAUAUAAUGAAGCAAAUGUUUGACAGUGAUAGCCAGUCUAAAGAUGCUGCUGAAAAUCGGCAUUUUAUUUUCAAUGAAAAUAAGGAAUUCAUUGCUACCAAAUUGACUGACCAUGCAAAUACAAGUAACAGUUUAGAUGUAGAUGUAAAGCUGGAAGAUGCAAGUAGUGUUUCUAUUAAUUCCCAAAGCUUUAUUAGAAAAGUGCAGGUUGAUGAACUGAUUGUAGUCAGCAGUUGUGACAGCAUAGAUGACAUUAAUGAUCUUGAUGAAUCCAAAACACUUAGCCAAAUGCUGCUAGAAUCAGAAGAUGAACAACAUGAUAUUGCCAAAGAACAUGUUAAGCAUUCAGAGGAAGAAAUACAGAAUUAUGAACCUAGCAGUGCUAUAAAGAGUCUAAGUGAGGACUCAGACAGUGACGAUUUGGACAUCUUAAAAAACACGCUAACUCAGUCAAGUUUUCUUUAUAGUAAGAUCCAACAAACUGAUGGACAGUCUUCAAAGAAGAGUAAAGGGAAAGAUGAUCCCAUUCCUUUAAGUGAUACUGUUACUGUCUCUGAAAGAGCUGCUGAUGAAGAAAACAGAUGUGUUGAUGAAAUAAAUGUGGUGGAAAAUGCAAAUGGUUUUUCUGAAGAGAACGGUUAUUUAAAUGAAAAUGAUGAUCAGUAUAAAAAGAAAAGUGAAGAAAAUGAAUCUACAACAGAUUCUGAUAUUGGCUUUUUUGCAAAGAAAAUGUGUAAGCCUUUGCCAAUAGAUAGUGAUACUAAUGAUGUUAAUGCAUUAAAACCUGAUGGGAUCAGUGCAAGCAAACAGUGUGAUCUUGGGGAAAGUACAAGUAACCAUACUGUGAUAGAUACUGACAUGUAUUCCAACAUUAAAUCCAAGUCUUCGAAGACAACUCAUAAGCCUAGAACUAAUAACAUUUGUACUAGAAAAGCUGAUGAAUCUGAAAAGAAAUCAAUUAGCAAAGCUAGUGCUGAAAAUGUGAAUAGAUCUCGAAAACGAAAAGGAGAAACAAAACAUUCUCGAACUGUUAAAACUGAAAAGAGGAGUAAGGUAAAAAGAAAGUUAGAUAGUCACAAUCAGAAAGACAUAUUGUCUUUUUUUAUGAAUGUUAAAAAGGAGGAUAUAACUAUAAUUUCGGAGAGCAGUAGUGGUGAAGAUACUGGAAUGUUUAAUGGUAAAACUAACUGUUGUAGUAAGUGUCUAAAUGACAGAAAAGGACCGGUGAUGAAAAAUAUUGACCAGGACAGCCCAUGUUCAUGCAGUCAAGAACUCCACCAAUCUGUGAUGGAUGAAUCAGUGUCAGGACAGGGUAACAAGGCAGUUGGUAUUACAAAUAAUGAUGAAUUAGACGAACACACAUUUAUUCCAUUGCAGUCUUCAUGUAAAACACCAACAGUUUUUACAGAUGACAGCUCAAUGUGUAGUGGCAACUCUUUGGAUAAACAGAAAAGAAGGCCUGAAAGUAGUCCUUCCAGGCAAAAUUCUAGGUCUCCAGCGUCCAAUUUGGAUGAAAUCAGUUGCUCAAGGCAAAGUUCUAAAUCUCCAGCAUCAACUUCACAUGAAAGUGGUCGCUCAACCCAAAGAUCUAAUUCUCCGGCAUUGCAUUGGCCAGAAAGUGCCAAUUCGAGGCAAAGUUCUAAAACUCCCGAGUUUGAAAUUGGAAACUUUUGUACUGUAUCACAAACUACUUACAGGAAAUUACAACUGAAUAGCACUUUAUCACAGAAUACAUUUGCCAGGCUUGAUGGUGGUUUUAUACCAGACGAUAAUGAUGGUGAAAUAAAUGAUGAUGCUAUGACAGAAGUGAUUACCUCUGAUGAUAUUGCUGGGGACACCGCUGGUGAAUCAGAAAAUUCUUCAAGUGAGCAAAAUCCAAGUGCCUUGCUGAACUACAUAACUGGGAAGGUUUCUGUAAUAACGAAAGAUGCGGCGGACAUUUUAAUGGCCAGCAGUAAAUUCCUGUAUGGUCAAGGAGCUAGUUCACAGUCAGCCCAGAAUGCAAAAACAGUUAACGAGGUUUUAAUAAAAACAGCUAGAAAGCUUCCAAAGUUGACUGUUGGACAAGACAAUGGCCAAAAACCUAGUGCUGGUUCCCAAAAAGGAUGGAAACAAAAGCAGGGGCAUGGCAAUUCUGAAUCUGGUGAUCAGCAUCGGAGAGUUCUUCAGUGUCCAUUCUAUAAGAAAAUACCUGGCACUAGUUUUACCGUGGAUGCGUUCAGGUAUGGGCUGGUGUCAGGCUGUCGGGUCUACUUUCUUUCCCAUUUCCAUUAUGAUCACUACGCUGGCCUGACAAAAAGGUUCACUGGGAAUAUCUAUUGUAGUAAGGUGACAGGUAACCUGGUUGCUAGGAAGCUGGGGGUGGACAGAAGGUAUAUCCAUACACUGGACAUGCAUGUUCCCACGGUGAUAGAGGGCACAGAGGUCACACUGCUGGAGGCCAACCAUUGCCCCGGUGCUGCUCUGAUACUCUUCAAAUUGAAGGAGAGAAAGGUGUACCUCCACACAGGGGAUUUCCGUGCCUGCAGGGAAAUGGAGAGCUACCCUGAAUUACAAAAUCUCCGCGUCAAUAGUCUCUACCUAGACACAACCUACUGCGAUCCUCAGUACUUGUUUCCACCGCAGAAUGACGUGAUACAGUUCACAGUGAAGCUUGCAAGGGAAGUAGUGCACCAAAAUCCCAAGACCCUGGUGGUUUGUGGAUCCUACACCAUCGGGAAGGAGAGAAUCUUUGUUGCAAUCGCCGAGGCUCUGGAUUGUCGUAUCUGUGUGACAUCUGACAAGAAGACUGUCCUGGACUGCCUAGAGGAUGUGGAGUUGUCCCGACGGAGCGUUGUAGGCUGGACCCAUUCAAGACUCCAUGUUUUACCCAUGAAUAAACUCAAAUAUCAGGGGUUGAAAGAUCACCUGAGGCAACAUGGCCGCUCAUACGAUAGGGUCCUUGCCUUUGAGCCUACAGGCUGGACGCACAGCAAGAAGAAGAUUGCCCUAGAAGACAUCAAACCAAAAUUCAACAAAGAUGGAAUAACUCUCUAUGGUGUACCAUACAGUGAACACAGCAGCUAUUUGGAGAUGAAGAGGUUUGUGCAGUAUGUGCAACCAGACAAGAUUCUGCCCACUGUCAAUAAUGGCAACGUGCACAGUCGGCGGAAUAUGGAGGUCAUCUUUCAAGCUUGGCGGGAAGAAAGUGUUGAUUUGUAGUGUGUGCAAGUUCGUUUUGGACAAAACACAUUAGCAAUGAUUAGGUGUAUGAUAGGGAGUCAGAUAAUCAAAAUAUAGUGAUUGACUUUUUUCAAGCAGUUUCUCUACAUGAAGCAGUAUGUUCCUGACAAUUUUCUAAAGUGAGUUAGUGAAAAAAUAGAAUGAACUGCAGCAGUUAAAGACUGCACCUCAAUUAGCUCGUUUCAGGAUAAAAAAACAAUGCCUGUAUGAUAUUGAAUUCUCUGGAAGGUGUGCUGUAUUUACACUAUUAAAUAUAAAAGAUGUUAUUGAUGUUCAUUCAAUAAAGAGUUAAUACGAAUUUGUAAAAGGAAUGUACUAUCUUAGUGUUGUUUCAGGAGUUUGGUCAAAGCCAAACUGUGAUGAUAACAUAUAAUUAUUGGUAAUUGAAGUUAUUUUCAUAAUAUGUUCAAGCUGAUAAUUGUAUUUAUAAAAGGGGAGGAUGAUUUUGCCAAAACAAUACCUUCAUUUUGCUAAAAACUAAUAAAUAAACCUCUAUAAAAGUGAGAUGAAUCAGCUGAAAAAUGAAUUAAUGAUAUUUAAUAAUUUUAUUGCAUAUAAACAAGUUUGCGUCACACAUUCAAAUGCAAAUAUUUCAGCAUAUAUAUAUAUACAAAAGGGUCGGGCCACAAGUUAUUACAACGCCCUCCAUGUUUUGUCAGACUAAUAUCAACAAAGAACUGGUAUAACAAAUUAUAAGUUAUCACUAUGAUAAACCUGUUUUGUUUAGAACAUUCUGGUGUAAACUAAGUACUGUGAAUUAAUUUGUAUUCGUGGGCUUGAAAUUUUGUGGUUUUUCAAAAAAAGACUAUUUCGUGGGUGGAGUACUUAAAUUUGUGUAUUCUCAAAAAGAUUUUUCAACCAAUAUGAAUUGUAACUAGCAUUUUGACCAGUCUGCAGAAAAAGUUGACUUAAAUAUGAGGGUAACAUAUUGUUUUUCUCCUUAUAAACCAAAAUUUUUAAUUGAGAACUUUCCCGCCAACUCCAUUCUGUUUAAUUUAAGCUGAAAAUUGAAUGUUUUGUAGAGAAGACAUGUUCAUUGUUUUAUAUUAUUUUCACAGACUAUGGUGUAUAGUUUCAAUGACUGUUUUCCAUAAUUGAUUAACAUGUAUUAUUUUGGAACGAAAUGGCAUUUGUAGUAACAACGUUGCAUUUUUGGUACUUAUGUGUUCUUUUGAUUUACAUUGUAAAAUAGUGGUUUGUAAGUUAAUCUUGUUGUUACUUUUACACCAUGCAGCGUACUAACAGUUAGUCAAGAUUAUCAUGUAAUAACAUGUUAUUUGCUCAAGUCAAGAACAGUAUUUUAUAUAAUCUCUCAUAAAAAGCUACAAAUGAGACAGUUUUAACACAACAAGAACAAGUUGUAAAAUGAAACUGGUAUAACAGGUGUUUUACUUAUAUGUAUGAAAAGUUCUUUGCGCCACAUGCCUAGAUUAGGUGUUUAUCUUUCAGAACAGGUACUUUUUAUGAAAUAUACACUCUCUUAGGAUGAUGUGGCCCAAAUGUGAUGAGUUUCUAAGCAUCGCAGUCUAAUAGAUUUGAUUUGACUGGAGCAUUAUGAGUAAAGAAGAGUCUAAAAAACAGUGUGUUUCUUUUCAAGGUGAAAUAUUGGUUAUAACAAUGGUAUUUGUAAGUAAGCAUUCGCAGCUAUCAACAUUCAUAAGAACAGACAGCAAACGUAUGCCUUUGUUUGUUUUUAUACCCCAACAAACAAAGUUACACAAGGUAUAUUGGAGUUGCAACAAGUUAAGCCAAUAUGAUUUAUGCUUGUUAGCUGUCCAUUACUUGACAAUAGAUAUCAUUAUAUCUUUAGCAAAUGUGCUAGUAGACAAAACAUUUUUGUUGGAAUUGUUUUUAUUAAGCACAAAAGACAAUGUUACAUGAUGGUGCUACUGGUACAGUGUUCUACUGUUCUCAUGCUGUGUUAUGUUGUUAUACAAUGUUACAUUAGUAUAUGAAUCUGAAUAUUAGUUUUGAAGGAAGCAAAUGUUACAUUAGUAUAUGAAUCUGAAUAUUAGUUUUGAAGGAAGCAAAUGUUACAUUAGUAUAUGAAUCUGAAUAUUAGUUUUGAAGGAAGCAAAUGUUACAUUAGUAUAUGAAUCUGAAUAUUAGUUUUGAAGGAAGCAAAUGCUACAUUAGUAUAUGAAUCUGAAUAUUAGUUUUGAAGGAAGCAAAUGUUACAUUAGUAUAUGAAUCUGAAUAUUAGUUUUGAAGGAAGCAAAUGUUACAUUAGUAUAUGAAUCUGAAUAUUAGUUUUGAAGGAAGCAAAUGUUACAUUAGUAUAUGAAUCUGAAUAUUAGUUUUGAAGGAAGCAAAUGUUACAUUAGUAUAUGAAUCUGAAUAUUAGUUUUGAAGGAAGCAAAUGUUACAUUAGUAUAUGAAUCUGAAUAUUAGUUUUGAAGGAAGCAAAUGUUACAUUAGUAUAUGAAUCUGAAUAUUAGUUUUGAAGGAAGCAAAUGUUACAUUAGUAUAUGAAUCUGAAUAUUAGAUUUGAAGGAAGCAAAUGUUACAUUAGUAUAUGAAUCUGAAUAUUAGAUUUGAAGGAAGCAAAUGUUACAUUAGUAUAUGAAUCUGAAUAUUAGAUUUGAAGGAAGCAAAUGUUACAUUAGUAUAUGAAUCUGAAUAUUAGAUUUGAAGGAAGCAAAUGUUACAUUAGUAUAUGAAUCUGAAUAUUAGAUUUGAAGGAAGCAAAUGUUACAUUAGUAUAUGAAUCUGAAUAUUAGAUUUGAAGGAAGCAUGCAUGUUCAUUUCUUGAUGAUGUAUUGUUAACUUACAUAAUGUAUUGUACUUUACAUGUGCUUGUAUAUUAAGCAUGUAUCUUCAUAGAAUUUUUGUUCCUGGAGCGAUAUUCAUAAAACAUGUUAAGUCAUUACAUAACUUCAGUCAUUUUCUUAUGUUAAGUAUCUUACUUACCAUAUGAUAAAUUCACUUCAUAAAAUCUUAAAUACUUUAUUUUCAUCGAUUUGAUUAAAAAUACAUACCUUUAUGUAAAUAAAACAUUUAUACUUUAAUUUUAAUUUGACUACAAAUUUUUGAUAAAUUGGCUUUAGUUAAGAAAUAACUUAAGAAGUUUAAUGAAUACCGCUCCAGGCUUAAGUGUAAAUGUAAAUGAAACAAAGUACAAAAACAUACAGUUAAAAUUAUCUCAGCAACAUGAGUAUUAUACAUAAUGAUAAUGUAUGUUUUGUUUACAUGUAUAUACAUACUUUUAAAGUAUUUUAAAGAUAUUUGUACAUACCAUUUACACUAUAUGUUUUUUAGCUCUACUGGCCAAAGGUAUAAAAAAAUGCUAUUGUGUAAACAAUUGGUUGUGAACACGAUACAGUCUUCAUUUUUGAUUGUAUCUCGAUGAAACUUGUACAGUAUUUAGAUAUCCAUUAGAGCUCGGUUCCUUUCGGAAACCAGCCAGAUCAGCCCAUGCAUGCCUGGAUUAUGGGUCUUGAAAGUAUAAAAAAUGCUAUUUUAAGCUAAGUCUAUUUUUAGCCAAGUCUACAUGAGCGAAGUCUAUUUUUAGCCAAGUUUACACAAUUGCUUGUGAAGGUUUGUUCAA
Molecule: messenger RNA, 11058 nt
Organism: Mya arenaria
Lineage: Eukaryota; Metazoa; Mollusca; Bivalvia; Myida; Myidae
Exons: 19
Coding region: 54-7490 (2478 amino acids)
Biological process (GO): interstrand cross-link repair; double-strand break repair via nonhomologous end joining; protection from non-homologous end joining at telomere
Molecular function (GO): 5'-3' DNA exonuclease activity; damaged DNA binding
Source: RefSeq, a predicted model, not a curated record